AGCUCAGUACAACCAGCAGUACGCAGCUGCUGGUCACCUUGCUCAAGAGACACCACUCGUUCUCCAACACCACAGACGACUCCAUCGACCAUCAGACGUCAUGAACAGGAUAUUGAUGGUACUGGCGGUCGCCGCGUUGGCGGCAGGACGCCCAGAACCGCCUGUGAACAACGCCUACCUACCACCCUCGGCCGGUGGCGGCCUGGGUGGUAACGGACACGGCGGCGGUUCUCCCUCCGCUACUUAUGGCGCCCCAGGGGCGGGAGGCAACGGUGCCUUUGGGGGCGGCCGCAACGGUCAAUCCGGUGCUCCUUCCUCCACGUAUGGUGUCCCCGGGGCUGGAGGUGUCGGAGGCGGUGCAGCCUCUGGCGCUGGAGGCUUUGGGGGUGGUGCCGGAGGUGCCCCAUCUUCCACGUACGGUGCACCGGGAGCUGGCGGGCGCAACGGUGGUAACGGUAGGGCCCGGCCAUCUUCGACAUACGGUGCUCCUGGAGCGAACGGCGGAUUCGGUCCUGGUGGGAACGGCGUCGGUGGCGGCGCUCCUUCGGCGACAUACGGUGCUCCUGGCGCGGGAGGCAUCGGAGGUGGCAGAAACGGCGGUUUUGGUGGCGCACCCUCCAGCACUUACGGGGUACCUGGAGCAAGCGGUAAUGGUGGUUUUGGCGGUGGCCGUAAUGGAGGCAGAGCACCCUCUAGUACAUACGCCGCUCCUGGAGCCAAUGGCGGAAUCGGUGGCGCUCCGUCUUCCACGUACGGGGCUCCUGGGGCAGGUGGUGCAGCUGGUGGACUUGCUGGAGGAAUUGGCGGUGGCGCUCCGUCGUCGACGUACGGAGCUCCCGGUGCUGGUGGAGCUGGUCGCGGCUUUGGCGGUGGUGUCGGAGGUGGCGCACCUUCCUCCACGUAUGGAGCUCCUGGAGCCGGCGGAAAUGGCGGUGGAUUUGGUGGAGCACCCUCUUCGACCUAUGGCGCCCCUGGUUUCGGUGCUGGAAGGAAUGGUGGAGCAGGAGGUAACGGAGUAGGUGGCGGAUUUGGAGGUGCGCCGUCCAGCACUUAUGGAGCUCCGGGAGGUGGUGCCGGUGGGUUUGGUGCAGGUGGUGCAGCAGGAGGUGCCGGAGGCCCAUCGUCCACGUAUGGAGCUCCUGGCGCAGGCUUUGGCGGUGGACCUGGAGCAGGCAUCGGCGGAGGUAUCGGCGGAGGCAUCGGCGGAGGUGUCGGCGGAGGAUCAGGCUACGGAAAUGGCGCUGGAGACGAUGGCUCGUCUGAGCCUGCCAAGUACGAGUUCAGCUACGAGGUGAGCGAUGCGGAGACUGGCACGGAGUUUGGACACAGCGAGUCUCGCGAUGGUGACGUGGCCCAGGGAUCCUACAACGUGCUGCUGCCUGAUGGCCGCAAGCAGAUCGUCGACUACCAGGCGGACCAGGGAGGCUACCAGCCCGAGAUCCGUUACGAGGGAGAGGCGUCCACUGGCGCUGGGGCGGGUGCCGGCGGCUUUGGCGGACCCGGAGGAGCUGGUGGCGCAGCAGGUGGCUACCCAGGAUCUGGUGCUGGUGGAGCUGGUGGCUAUCCAAGUGGAGGAGCUGGAGGUGCUGGAGGCUAUCCCAGUGGUGGUGCUGGAGGUGCUGGAGGAUAUCCCAGUGGUGGUGCUGGAGGUGCUGGAGGAUAUCCCAGUGGUGGAAAUGGGGGUGCUGGUGGUUACCCUAGUGGAGGGGCUGGUGGUGCUGGAGGAUACCCCAGUGGUGGCCCAGGAGGUGCAGGAGGCUAUCCCAGCGGAGGAGCUGGUGGCGCUGGAGGAUAUCCUAGUGGUGGAGCUGGAGGUGCCGGUGGUUAUCCCAGUGGUGGAGCCAACGGAGCUGGAGGAUACCCAAGCGGUGGUGCAGGAGGUGCUGGAGGCUACCCUAGUGGCGGUGCUGGCGGCGCAGGAGGAUAUCAAAAUGGAGGAGCUGGAGGUGCUGGUGGCUACCCUAGAGGAGGACCAGGAGGUGCCAGUAAUGGUGGAUACCCCAGUGGCGGCGCUGGUCGUGGUGGCGGCGCAGGCGGCCGUGGAGGAUAUCCAUCAGGUGGUCCAGGAGGCGCCGGUUCUCAUCCGGGAUACUAACUGUUUUGCCCACUACUCCAAACGAUGACGGACUCAGCAAAGUCACAGCAACGAAUACGCUUCUGCCCUGCUCUAUAUAAUCACGAUAUGUUAUGUAUAUUACCUAAUUAUUGUAACUUACAAGGAUCUCGUCCUGUUUGUGUGUAUGCAUGCUGAAACUAGUUUAUAUGUGUUUAUUGUGUUUAACAUGUACUGUGUACAUGACAUGUUAUUUAUUUACCUAAUUACUCCUCUAUGUUAUGUAAGUGAGCUUCAAAACUAUGUAUA
Messenger RNA from Schistocerca piceifrons (Central American locust), 2362 nucleotides. Its product is annotated as pro-resilin-like. The coding region runs from base 101 to 2095 and encodes 664 amino acids. The record is from RefSeq and is a predicted model, not a curated record. NCBI's taxonomy places the organism in Eukaryota, Metazoa, Arthropoda, Insecta, Orthoptera, Acrididae. The transcript has 4 exons. Gene Ontology annotation, cellular component: extracellular matrix.